This is a messenger RNA of Coffea eugenioides, 3454 nucleotides long. RefSeq lists its product as uncharacterized. The transcript is spliced from 13 exons. Lineage: Eukaryota; Viridiplantae; Streptophyta; Magnoliopsida; Gentianales; Rubiaceae. The record is from RefSeq and is a predicted model, not a curated record. Gene Ontology annotation, biological process: regulation of chromosome condensation. The coding region runs from base 158 to 3151 and encodes 997 amino acids.
UUCACUUUUGUCUCGCUAGAAUUUCAGUUCCUGAUCUUCAUUUCAAAUCUUCAAGAAAAUCAAGAGCCCUUGAUUUUUUUUUCAGCUCGUCUCAAAAACCCUAAUUUCAAAAUUGUCAAAUUUUCUCCCAUGACAAAGUAUCGAUCUUGGUCAAGAAAUGAUUGUUAGGACCUACGGCCGUCGGAGCAGAAGCAUGGCGACGAGGAACUUUAACGGUGGCGUCUCCGAUAAGUCGUUUUCCCAAGAAAGCCCUCCAGAUGUUUUCGAUUUCACGUUUUCUUCCCAAGGUUCGACCCGCUGGUCUUCGGACCCGUAUGGGUUCAGUGAUUCGUUGGACCCGUAUGGUUUGAAUAAUAUUACGUCGUCGUCGCAGGGGAAUGAUUUUGAGGAUGAUGAUGAGUUGAGGAUUUUGCCGGCGAGGGGUGGUGGUAGUAGGGGAAAUGCCGAAUAUGAAGGGUUUGAUGAUGGGGCUUUCCGGACCAAGAAGGUGAAGAUCGGGGAUUCGGAGACCUAUAAAUUGAAUUCGUCGCCAGAGUCGGAUGAAUUGACGAUUUUGUCCUCCAAGAAUGGGGGGAAUGAUGGGGACUUUGGUUAUAGUGAUUUGGGUUUUGGAAAAUCAAUGGAUUUGGAACCUUAUAGCUUGAAUUCGUCUCAAGAAUCUGAUGAAUUGGUAAUUUUGCCUGUGAAAAAGGGCAAGGAGAAUGGUAAAUUUGACGGGCUUCUUCAAAAACCCAAGAAAGUGAAGGAAAACGGGGUUAUGCAGAAAAAGAAGAAUAGGAAGAAGGGGAAAAAUAGGGAGGUGGGCUCAGAUUCUGUUACGGUUGGCUCUACGGCAACGUUGAUGGAGACUCAGGAGUUUGGAGAGAUGAUGGAGCAUGUGGACGAGGUGAAUUUUGCAUUGGAUGGAUUGAAGAAGGGGCAGCCCGUGAGGGUCCGAAGAGGGAGUCUUCUUUCUUUGCUGUCAAUAUGUGGAAGUUCUCAGCAGAGAAGGCUAUUGAGGGCUCAUGGGAUGGCUAAAACAAUUAUCGAUGCUGUUUUGGGGAUCAGCUUUGAUGACCCACCAAGCAAUCUUGCUGCUGCAGCUCUUUUUUACAUUUUAACAAGUGAUGGUCAAGAUGACCGUCUUCUAGAUUCGCCAAUAUGCAUUAGGUUUUUGUUGAAGUUCUUGAGGCCACUUACAUCUGAUGCUGCUAAUGUCAAAGCUCCGAGUUUUGGUAGCAAGCUUCUGGCGAUUCGCAUGGACCCUGACGUCUCGCAAAUUUCAGCUAAAGGUUCUGAAUCUUCUGCUGCAAUUAUGCAGAAGGUUCAGGAGAUUCUUGUCAGUAGCAAGGAUUUGAAUCCUAGAGAUGCAAAUGAUGACUGCAUUGAGUUGCCUGAGUUGAAUCCUAAAUGGAUAAGUCUGCUUACAAUGGAAAAAGCUUGUUUUUCUACCAUUUCUCUAGAAGAUGCUUCAGGCAGAGUGCGGAGAACUGGGGGGAAUUUCAAGGAAAAAUUACGAGAGCUUGGAGGACUUAAUGCGGUCUUUGAAGUUGCAAGGAAUUGCCAUAGUGUAAUGGAGGGUUGGUUACAGAGGAAUCGAUCUUCAGUGUUGGACUCAAAAGAUAAGGAAGGUCUUGAGAGUCUGGUGAUGCUUUUAAAAUGUUUGAAAAUCAUGGAAAAUGCCACAUUUCUCAGCAAGGAUAAUCAGAGCCAUUUGCUUGGAAUGAAAGGGAACUUUGACAGCCAGAGUGCCCCUCGGUCUUUCACAAAGCUCAUCCUUGGUGUUGUUAAAAUUCUCUCAGGCAUUGCUUUGCUUAGAAGUUCGUUGGGCUCUGAGGAAGGAAAGACUUGCAACCAUUCAAAUGAAACUAGUCAUGCUUCUGAGUUCAAAGUGGAGGACAACGGGAGUUUGUCUAUCAGUUGUUCUAGAAGGCGUACUAUGGAAGGGACCUCAUCUUUGAAAAACCUCAGUAUAUCACAUGACAGUCAAUCAUUUUCUUGUCACCCAUUGGCUUCGAAAUCCCAUUCAGGAGCUUCAACCAUGUCUGAUACCGACCCUUGGUUGAAAAUGAGGAUUGAUUCUUCCAUGUCUGGGCAAUGUAGUGGAACAUCUGGAGAUUUUACUAAUGGGACUAUAUCGAAAGGUUUUGGAGUGAGUUUUGGUAGAGGUAAUGAUCACAAGGUCUCAAACGCCACCAAGUUCGAACCUAUGGAGGACAGCCAGGACCCUUUCGCUUUUGAUGAGGAUGACUUUGAACCAUCUAAAUGGGACUUAUUAUCUGGGAGGGAAAAAGUAUCUCAAGUUCACAAUAGCAGGGCUAAGCCUUAUCAGCCUGAAAAUGAAAGUCAAUCUCUUCUAUUGUUGGGCCAAGAAGAUUCUCAUCUGGAUAAUCAACAUUCCUCUGAGGUAUCUUGUUCAUCUGGUGUUACAGAUGAAAAGUCCAACCUUCUGGCAGAUUGUCUUCUUUCAUCUGUAAAGGUCCUGAUGAACUUAACAAAUGACAACCCUAUGGGCUGUCAGCAAAUUGCAGCCUGCGGAGGACUGGAAAUUAUGUCUACAUUGAUUGCUAGCCAUUUUCCAAACUUUCGUACUUACCUUCCUUGCUCUGGCAGUUCAAGAGAAAAUGGUGUGUCAUCAAGAUCAAGUGCAGUAGUUGACCACCAAAAUGACAGACAUCUAACUGAUGAAGAGCUAGAUCUGCUAGUUGCCAUUCUGGGAUUACUAGUGAACUUGGUAGAGAAGGAUGGCCUUAAUAGAUCACGCCUUGCUGCAACUCGAGUUUCACUGCCUAAUUUGGAAGGUUUAGAAAAAGAAAGUUCUACAGACCUAAUUCCACUGCUGUGUUCAAUUUUCUUGGCCAACCAAGGGGCGGGUGAGGCUGCAGGUGAAGGAAGACAACUGUCAUGGGAUGAUGAAGAUGCUCUAUUGCAGGAAGAAAAAGAAGCUGAGAAAAUGAUUCUAGAAGCUUAUGCAGCUCUUCUUCUUGCAUUUCUUUCCACUGAAAGUAGGAGGAUACGCAGUACGAUUGCUGAAUGUCUUCCUGAUCACAACCUUGCAGUACUUGUCCCUGUGUUGGAGAGAUUUGUGGAAUUUCAUUUGUCACUGGACAUGAUCUCGCCAGAAACUCAUUCAACAGUGCUGGAAGUAAUUGAAUCUUGUAGGAUCCCUUGAGAUUCCGGAAGGUUCACAUCUGUAUAGUUUUAGUCUUCCCUCAGCUCUAGCGAUUGUAUACAUGUACUUGGAGAUCAGAUUGAUGGGCUCUUUACUUACUAGUCAUAGGCAUAGAUGUAGGCUGAGCUGACUACUUAAGCUUGUACCAUUUUUUUUUCCCCAUUCUAUUUUUGGUACAAUUUUUGUCUUCAUUUUUUUUUUCUAUGGUCCCUCCACCAUUUGUGGUGUAUACAAAAUGGAUAGACACACAGCUUUCUCCUGUUGGCUUGGCGGCUAUCUGCAGUCUCAUUCUUUGUAAUGGCU